AUGUUGAGAACAGCCAGCAGCAGCUCGCGCUUAGCCACUUGUACCCAAUUGAGGGCUUUUACUUCUAGUUGUGUCGCUUUCAAAGACACCAGAGUUGAAACGGAUGCGUUUGGUCCCAUUGAUGUUCCCAACGACAAGUACUAUGGAGCUCAAACCGCGAGAUCAAAGAUGAACUUCAAGAUUGGUGGGGCAGCCGCUAGAAUGCCCUCGCCGGUUGUCAGAGCUUUUGGUAUCUUGAAGAAAUCCGCGGCCAAGGUCAACGAGGAGUUGGGUCAGUUGGAUCCAAAAUUGUCACAGGCCAUUCAGCAAGCAGCCACUGAAGUUUCCGAGGGCAAGUUGGACGAGCAUUUCCCCUUGGUUGUCUUCCAAACGGGAUCUGGUACUCAGUCCAACAUGAAUGCCAACGAGGUGAUUUCCAACAGGGCAAUUGAAAUCUUGGGAGGAGAAUUGGGAUCCAAGAAACCGGUUCACCCCAACGACCACUGUAACAUGUCUCAAUCGUCCAACGACACUUUCCCCACCGUGAUGCACAUUGCCGCCGUGUCCGAAAUCAAGCAAUCGUUGAUUCCGCAAUUGACCAAAUUGCGCGACUCCUUACAAGCCAAGGCCGACGAGUUCCUGGACAUUAUUAAGAUUGGUAGAACCCAUUUGCAAGAUGCCACGCCCUUGACUUUGGGACAAGAGUUUUCUGGUUACGCUCAACAGUUGACCAACGGUAUCGAAAGAGUCGAAAAGACCUUGCCCAACUUGUUGUACUUGGCCCAGGGAGGUACUGCCGUGGGAACUGGACUCAACACUAGAAAAGGCUGGGACGUGAAAAUCGCUGACGAAGUGUCCAAAAUUACCGGUUUCCCCUUCAAGACUGCUCCCAACAAGUUUGAAGCUUUGGCAGCCCACGAUGCUAUCGUCGAGGCCUCUGGUGCCCUCAACACCGUUGCUGCUUCUUUGUUCAAGAUUGCCAACGACAUUAGAUACUUGGGAUCCGGUCCAAGAUGCGGCUACGGAGAAUUGUCCUUGCCGGAAAAUGAACCGGGCUCUUCCAUUAUGCCCGGUAAAGUCAACCCUACUCAAAACGAAGCCUUGACCAUGGUUGCCUGCCAAGUUUUCGGUAACAAUGCUGCAAUCACAUUUGCCGGCGCCUCGGGCCAAUUUGAGUUGAACGUGUUUAAGCCCGUGAUGAUUGCCAACUUGUUGUCCUCGAUCAGGUUGAUUGCCGACGGUGCCGCAUCAUUCAGAGAGCACUGUGUUGACGGAAUCGUGGCCAACAAGGACAAGAUUGAGAAAACCUUGCACGAGUCCUUGAUGUUGGUGACGGCAUUGAACCCCAAGAUUGGCUACGAUGCUGCUUCCAAGACCGCAAAGAAUGCCCACAAGAAAGGCUUGACCUUGAAAGAGUCCGCCUUGGAGUUGGGCGUCUUGACCGAAGAAGAGUUUGACGAAUGGGUCAGACCCGAGAAGAUGAUUGGUCCAAAGGACUAA
Lodderomyces beijingensis is the source of this 1479-nucleotide messenger RNA. The record is from the annotation of a GenBank genome assembly. NCBI's taxonomy places the organism in Eukaryota, Fungi, Ascomycota, Pichiomycetes, Serinales, Debaryomycetaceae.